Messenger RNA from Cooperia oncophora, 462 nucleotides. Lineage: Eukaryota; Metazoa; Nematoda; Chromadorea; Rhabditida; Trichostrongylidae. The record is from the annotation of a GenBank genome assembly.
AUGAUCUCCAAUAUGAGUGCUGCUCGAACGGAGUUCCAGAAUAAAAUGGACGGCAUCAAGCAGUACAUGGAGCUGAGAAGAGUGAGCAAGCAGUUAGAGAUGCGAGUAAUCAAAUGGUUCGACUAUUUAUGGGCGAAUAAGCAGUCGCUGAGCGAUCAACAAGUUCUGAAGGUGCUUCCCGAUAAGUUGCAAGCCGAAAUUGCUAUGCAGGUGCACUUUGAAACACUGCGAAAAGUGCGCAUCUUCCAGGCGCGAGACAUUAUAGACUGUAUACAUGUUCAGGUGUUUUCUCCCGGAGACUAUAUCUGCCGGAAAGGAGACAUCGGUCGAGAGAUGUACAUCGUGAAACGAGGCAAACUGCAAGUAGUAGGCGAUGAUGGGCAAAAGGUUUGUAAACAGAAAGGCAGAAAGAACAUCAAGAGCAGAGAGUCAAGCACGAAAAAAAUAAGUGAAAGAUUCUAA